Effrenium voratum is the source of this 1625-nucleotide messenger RNA. The record is from the annotation of a GenBank genome assembly. NCBI's taxonomy places the organism in Eukaryota, Dinophyceae, Suessiales, Symbiodiniaceae.
GUUGCGGUUCGGCUUGGGUUUCCAUGAAGGCUCCCGGGAUCGGAGCCAUGGAAGCUCGCCCCCUGCCCUUCGCACACCCGGCGGACCUGCUGCGGGCGGACCAGAAGGACGAGCUGUGCCGGGGCGAGCUGCAGCGAAAAGUGCUCGAGGCUUCCGAGGAGCUCCUGGGAAGAAGGGCGCCAGACUGGCAGGAGCCAUUGCGAGUGCUCAGUGAGGCGGCUUAUGCCUCGGCCACUGCGGCCUCCGGCAGCAGCCUGGGGGAGGAGUACUCCGAGCUGCUGCUGGUGGAUCGCCGCCUUCGCCCGGCCGCCGCCUGGCGCCGCCUCGCGGCGCCCGCGCUGGGCGCGCUGAGCGCCUGGCUGAUGCCGCGUUGGGAGUGGGCGCCGCUACUUCUGCGGCUCCACUUGGCGCUGUUCUACCUCUUCGGGCGGUUCCGGCACCUGCCCGAGCGCCUGCUGGGGCUGAGGGCCCUGAGCCUCGCAGAGCGGCCGUACAGGAGCUUCAGCUACCGGCCCCUGGGCGUCCUCCUCUUGGCGCAGGUCCUGGGCCAAGCGCUCGCCAAGCUGCAGCGCAGGUCGGCCGCCGCCGACAGCGGCGGUCUCCUGGGCGCCGCGGCGGUGCGCACCGCCUGCGGCCCGGCGCCGAAGCUGCGACUGGCGCGUGGGAGCCCGCUGUGCAACAUCUGCUUUUGCCCCGCAGAGCAUGUUACGGCCACCAGCUGCGGUCACUUGUUCUGCUGGGACUGCAUUGCCAGCUGGUGCGCCAUCAAAGCCUCCUGCCCGCUCUGCCGCGCCAGCUGCCCCCCGCAGAAGCUGCUGCCGCUGCUGCAUUACGAGGCCAACGUGAGGGCCUUCCGGGCUGACUUCGGCUUCGCCUUCGAGGCCUUCGAGGAUGCCGUCCGAGCUUCGCACGGCUGCAGCACCGUGGACGUUGAGGAGGCGGAGAUCGAGGACAGCCCCGCUUUGGCGGACACCCGGCUAGGCAAGAAUUUUCAAUUGGCUGCGGAGGUGGUGGAAGCUCAUAUGAGGGCAGUGGCCAUCAUGGGCUCGCUCCGCGGUGGUGACGCCAUGAAGUCGAUGUUGCUCUGGUUUCCUCAGGAGGAUGUCAUCCUGGCCUUUCGCAAGCUCUACCCAGCCGAAUGGCGGCAGCGCCUGGCGGAGGGCAAGCAGCACGGAGCCUACAACCACAAGGCCUCCAUCCCGCCUCUGGUAGGAUACGGGCUGGACCCAGACGCCCACUUGUCAUCAUCCCUGCAAUGGACCGCUGCGGCAACCCCGUUGGAAGUUCUUCCCACGUUGGAUGACGACCUAUGGUACGCGGCUAGCAUGGUGAUGGACAAUCACAACUUGAAGGAACGUCGGCGAGCGUCCAUCGGCGCCAUCAAGGAGCUGAAGCGCAGGAUCACCAACCAGUACGGGGGCUCCAGCCGAGCCAGUGCCAGCCUCCUGUCGGCCUUUGAUGUGUUAGAGGCCUUUGAGCGGCUAAUCGACCCCUUCGUGAGCGGCGCCCGGCGCGCCCGGAGAGUCUACGCGGGAGACCCCUCCACGCUCUCGGCGGAAGCGGCCACGGGCCGGGUGCAGGCGGGCCCGUUGCCCCGCAAGAGGUCAGCUUGCCCCUUGCCCUAA